AUGGGAGACAGACUGACUCAAUUACAAGACGCUGUUGACCAGUUGGCGCAGCAGUUUGUCGCAUGCAUCCACUACAUCAACCAGCAUCACAACCUCCAGACCCUGGGGCCAAACGACGAGGUCCGGCCUUCCACCAAGACACCUGAUCAACAGGAGGUCGACCCCCAUCCAUCAGACGUAUUCAAGGCCAAUCAAAUCGAGCUCGCCCAAGACCUCAUCACCAAGGAACAGCAGAUUGAGUAUUUAAUCUCAAUACUGCCUGGUCUGGACAACAGCGAGCAGGACCAAGAGCGCAACAUCAAGGAGCUCGAGGAAGAGCUCAAGAUUGCCGAGGCGCAGCGUCUCGAGGCAAUGGGCGAGCGCACAGCCAUCAAGAACAAGCUGGACGAGGUUAUUAGGAGUAUCCGCCGUCCAUGA
Molecule: messenger RNA, 417 nt
Organism: Pestalotiopsis fici W106-1
Lineage: Eukaryota; Fungi; Ascomycota; Sordariomycetes; Amphisphaeriales; Sporocadaceae
Product: Mediator of RNA polymerase II transcription subunit 21
Exons: 3
Coding region: 1-417 (138 amino acids)
Biological process (GO): regulation of transcription by RNA polymerase II
Cellular component (GO): mediator complex
Molecular function (GO): transcription coregulator activity
Source: RefSeq, a predicted model, not a curated record